CACAGACAAUAUCUAAGGAGGAGGGGUGUAUUAGUUUCCUGAUAUUUCAAAAAUGUGGCAUCACCAGCUCCUCUGCUUCCACAUACAGAUUUGGACCCCAUGCAACUCCUGACAGAGGUGGAUACGGCCACAACAUCUGUCUGGCUUGUGAUGAGAGAGCUCAAAGAUUGUGAACAGGGCUCUCCAUACAAAGCACCUAGCAUGGGGGCACCUACAUAACCCUGCAGCUUGUUGUGGCUUCUUGACUCCUCAGGAAGGAUGAAAGAGACGGAUCCUGCAAAGCUCGUAAGGAUGGAAGGGGGAAGAUGGACGGUUGACCUGGUCAGGUUGUCUCCUGCAUCCCUUCGAACAACCUCUGAGCGUUCCCUCCCAGGGACCUCUGAGAGAUCUGAUGGUGAUCAAUUGGAAGGGAAGAACAAGGGGGACCACAACAGAAUCCACAUAGCGGAGAAGUCUUAUAAAUAUUCAGGGUGUGGAGAGAACAUCCAUCAGAGCUCCCAGUCCACCUCCCAUCAAAGAAAGAGCUUCAUUUGGAGGGAUAGCCUUACUUCACACAAAAGAACUCACAGUGGAGAGAAAUUGUAUCAGUGCUUGGAAUGUGGAAAGAGCUUCAUUCGGAAGGAUGGUCUCACUUCGCAUCAAAGAAUUCAUACAGCGGAGAAACCCUAUCCGUGCUUGGAAUGCGGAAAGAGCUUCAGUCAGAGGGUGCAACUCACUUCCCAUCAAAGAAUUCAUACAGGGGAGAAACCCCAUCAGUGUUUGGAAUGUGGAAAAAGCUUCAGCCAGGCGAUCCAUCUCACUACCCAUCAAAGAAUUCAUACAGGGGAGAAACCCUUUCAAUGCCAGGAGUGUGGAAAGAGCUUCAGCCAGGGGAUACAUCUAACUUCCCAUCAAAGAAUUCAUACAGGUCAGAAACCAUACCAGUGCUGUGAAUGUGGGAAAAACUUCAGUCAAAGCAGCCAUCUCAAGACCCAUCAAAGAAUUCACACAGGGGUGAAACGCUAUCAGUGCUUGGAAUGUGGGAAGAGCUUCAGUCUCAGGCAGAGUCUCACUUCCCAUCAAAGAAUUCAUACAGGGGAUAAACCUUUUCAAUGCCAUGAGUGUGGAAAGAGCUUUCGUCACAGUUGCAGUCUCACUUCCCAUCAAAGAAUUCAUACAGGGGAGAAACCCUAUAAGUGCUUGGAAUGUGGAAAGAGCUUCAAUCGGAAUGAUAGUCUCACUUCCCAUCAAAGAAUUCAUACAAAGGAAAAACCCUAUCAAUGCUUGAAAUGUGGAAAGAGCUUCAAUCGAAAGCAUCAUCUCACUUUGCAUCAAAGAAUUCAUACAGGGGAGAAACCAUAUCCAUGCCUGGAAUGUGGAAAGAGCUUCCGUUACAGGAAGAGUCUUACUUUGCAUCAAAAAGUUCAUACAGGGGAGAAACCCUAUCAGUGCUUAGAAUGCGGAAAGAGCUUUCGUCACAGUUCCAAUCUAACUAGCCAUCAUAGAGUUCAUACAGGCGAGAAAUCCUAUCAGUGCUUGAAAUGUGGGAAGAGCUUCAGUCAGAGACAGAGUCUCAAUUCCCAUAACAGAAUUCAUACAGGGGAGAAACCCUAUCCGUGCUUGGAAUGCGGAAAGAGCUUCAGUCAAAGUUCCCAUCUAACUUCCCAUCAAAGAGUCCAUACAGGGGAGAAACACUAUCAGUGCUUCGAAUGCGGAAAGAGCUUUCGUCACAGUUCCAGUCUCACUUCCCAUCAAGGAAUUCAUACAGGGGAGAAACCCUAUCAGUGCUUAGAAUGCGGAAAGACCUUCAGUCAAAGUUCCAGUCUCACUUUCCAUCAAAGAAUUCAUACAGGGGAGAAACCCUAUCAGUGCUUAGAAUGUGGAAAGAGCUUCAGUCUCAGACAGAGUCUCACUUCCCAUAAGAGAAUUCAUACAGGGGAGAAACCCUAUCAGUGCUUAGAAUGCGGAAAGAGCUUCAGUCAAAGUUCCCAUCUAACUUCUCAUCAAAGAGUCCAUACAGGGGAGAAACACUAUCAGUGCUUAGAAUGUGGAAAGAGCUUCCGGGAGAGGACCAAGCUCACAUCCCAUCAAAGAGUCCAUACAGGGGAGAAACCCUAUCAGUGCUUGGAAUGUGGAAAGAGCUUCCGGGAGAGGACCAGCCUCACAAAGCAUAAAAGAGUCCAUACAGGGGAGAAACCCUAUCAGUGCUUGGAAUGUGGAAAGAGCUUCCGGGAGAGGAUGCAGCUCACCUCCCAUCACAGAAUUCAUACAGGGGAGAAACCAUAUCCAUGCCUGGAAUGUGGAAAGAGCUUCCGUUACAGGCAGAGUCUUGCUUCGCAUCAAAAGGUUCAUACGGGGGAGAAACCCUAUCAGUGCUUUGAAUGUGGAAAGAGCUUCCGGGAGGGGAGCAAGCUCACUUCCCAUCAAAAAAUUCAUACAGGGCAGAAAACAUAUCAGUGUUUGGAAUGUGGAAAGAGCUUCAGCCAGGGGAUCCAUCUCACUACCCAUCAAAGAAUUCAUACAGGGGAUAAACCUUUUCAAUGCCAUGAGUGUGGAAAGAGCUUUCGUCACAGUUCCACUCUCACUUUUCAUCAAAGAAUUCAUACAGGGGAGAAACCUUUUCAAUGCCAUGAGUGUGGAAAGAGCUUUGGUCACAGUUCCUAUCUCAUGAACCAUCAAAGAACUCAUACAGGUCAGAAACCAUAUCAAUGCUUGAAAUGUGGGAAGAGCUUCAGUCACAGACAGAGUCUCACUUCCCAUCAAAGAAUUCAUACAGAGGUAAAACCAAAAUAGAAAAAUAAUAAUGCAUUAUUAAACAACAUUAUUAAACAACCCUUACAAAACACAUUUGUAUAGAAGAGAGAAAGGGCGGGGGAGAAUAAUUAAUAAUACCCUUUAUCACAUUUGUAUCAUGUAUAUCAUAUCAUUUGUCAACACAUAGGCAGGCUCCCCCAGCUCUCCCCUGGGUGCCCCCUUCUCCCCGUCUCACACCCUGAGUGAUCAUUCCUCUGUAGUAGUAAUUAUUCAAAAUCUGCAGUCCAGGAUAAACCCAGCUGUAUUUAGUAUCCAGACUUUUCCCUCCCCUUCAGCAAGAUGGCACUUUUCCUUCAUUCCACCCCCCCAGCCCAGCCUUCAAAUUUUAACCUCUCAGACAGUGCAAUAUGACUCUUAUAAUGAUCAUCUAAUAAUCCAAAUUAGUAUUUCUCCAGUUUCUAGGUCCAGUUUCUAUAAAGCCUUAUUAAAACUGUUCCAACAAGUCUCAGUCAAGUCACAGUACAAAAUUAUUGUCUCUUUCAAUGUUCAUCCAAUCCUGCUUCCUCUUCUUUUACUAAUCUUUCCUAAUCCACUGGGGAUGGGGAGGAAGGCACAUUAAAUCCCUUUCCUCAUACGAGAUCAUAGCUUGUGUUGUGAACAGUUUCAGGAGUUGCACUGCAUCCCCUUUUGCUGGAUGUACAUUUUUCUCUGCUGACAAUUCCCACACCAGCUCAUCCCAAUGCAGCCUUGUCUUUCUAUGGAGCUCUUUCUCUCUCCUCCUGUUCUUCCCUCCCCUGCUCAACAGAACCUUCUGCCACUCCCAGCAACUCCUUUCCAACGACUACCAGCUUAUGACCCACACAUUCACCUCAGUCUGUCUUUCUGGGACCAAUCUUGGUCUUCAAUGUAAAGGCACUCCAUGUCUGGAUGGGGAGGAGAACCGCAGAAGCUUGUUUGGAGUAGAUGCAUCUGGUUCUCCAUAAAUCAGGUAGAGGCAAAGUUCAUUGGCAAAAGAAGAACUUUCUACUAAAGGUUUUUCAGCUUCGUUACAGAAAAAAGCUUCAGGAGACUUCACAGAUGUGAAAGUUAGAAAAUGUAA
Molecule: messenger RNA, 3832 nt
Organism: Podarcis raffonei (Aeolian wall lizard)
Lineage: Eukaryota; Metazoa; Chordata; Lepidosauria; Squamata; Lacertidae
Product: zinc finger protein 345-like
Exons: 3
Coding region: 259-2772 (837 amino acids)
Biological process (GO): regulation of transcription by RNA polymerase II
Cellular component (GO): nucleus
Molecular function (GO): DNA-binding transcription activator activity, RNA polymerase II-specific; RNA polymerase II cis-regulatory region sequence-specific DNA binding
Source: RefSeq, a predicted model, not a curated record